CGAACUGACCCUUCACUUUAGCAGCGAAUGUUUUGGGUCAGUGCUCAGUUGCGUUGAGUUCGUGACCAAAGGCGGGCGUAUUUCUUAUACCCAAUUCAUAAUCAUAUUCAUAUUCGAUAUAAAUAAAUCCUCGGCUGUUGCUAAAGCAAUCCACAUCGAUUCCCGCUCCGAUCGGCAUGGUUCCGCGAUUGUCUGGCUCGAAUUGAGAAGAAGUCAUGGGCUGUGCCAGCAGCACUCCCAUGGUUGCAACGGCGGGCAGCGAAAUGCUGAAAGCCGCCAGCCAUGUCAAACAGAAGGGCGAGGCCGUCGUGGAAGACGCCUCUGAAACACUGACCACCACUUUGGACACGGCCAAGGAGACCGUUGGCACGGCGGUGGCGGGAAUUACCACUGAGCUGGGCAACGCCUUCAAGGAGGGCACUCAGGCUCUGGACGAGGCCAAGCACAAGGUAAUGGAGGGUCUUCACCUGGAAGAGCCCCAGGUUUCCGAAUCGAAAACAGAUCCGGUAGAGGCAACGAUGAGCAGUUCCCGAGCACCGACGCCCAAAAUGCAGGAAGAUACAGAUAGCCUGAAGACCUCCACUCCAGAGCCGGAGAUCGAACGGGCUCUGGCCAACGAGGAGGAGAGCCCACCGACUCCGAAACCCUCGCUGGAGGAGAUGGUUCUGAUAAGUGCCGAAGUCUCGCAGGCAACUGCUGCUGAUGCGCCUGCAGUGGAUGCACCUGCCUCGACUGCCGAGCCUUCAUCAGCUACAGCAACAGAAGCAACCGAAUCCUCCGCUGCCGUGGAAAGUCGUAAAGUGCGCCGCAAAUUGGUCAAAACGAAUAAAACGAAUGAUGAGGAGCAUAGACCCAGCACCACCGAGUGGGAGAAAUUCGCAGAUCAGUUAGCCAAAAGCAAGAAGUUUAAGCCCUACGAAAGCUUCGCCCACGGUCAAAACAAGUUCUCCGUUUACCAGGAUCACACCAGUCUGAGGGAUAAGCCGAAUCACUACGAUGGUCAUUUUAGCGGUGAAAACUCACAGAGUGCCUCCCAAUCGGAUUUGUCCAGCGGCCACAUAACUCCAGCCCCCACUCGCAGAGGGCAACGGGAGUUUGCCAAAUUCGUGGGUUCCGAACAGGCGGGUAGUAUAUCCCGGUCCAGUUCCAGGCUCUCGAAUCCUGCCACUUCCAGGACCUUCGAUUUCAAUCCCCAACGCGAACGCAUCAGUCUUUCCCUGGCCACUCGCAUUGGUUCCGGUAUUCAAAGAUCUCCUGCCGAACGGGUUUCCGGUUGGGGUAGAGGAAGGCCGGCUCCCUUGGUGGAGGAACCUGGAUACGGACGCAGAAUGAGCACUGGAGUUAUUCAACAACCCUUGAUAGCCGGAAGAGAGAAAUUUCUAGGCACUGGAAGUCGCCGGGCAGUAAAACCCAUAACCCCGACAAGGGAAAAGUCUUCUAAGAAGCAGCCUUCCAGGAUUAUUUCUUCGCGAGAGUCAUCUUAUUUGGAUUUCGAUCCUCGCAGUCCACUAAGGAUUACCAACACUUUACCAAAGGAUGUAGUACGGUCCAGAGAACCAUCUUUGAAUGAGUUUGAUUCCAUUAAAGCUCAAAGGACGCCCUUAAAAGGACAAAAGCCCUUUACUAAGGCCGUAGUACCACUAAAGUCUUUGGAAACCAAUCACAAUCCUUUUAGGCUACACAAACCUUCAGUAAAGGAGACUGUUAAAUCUAGAGAGCCAUCCUACAUAGAAUUUGAUUCUUUCAAGGAGGAUAAAAGUCCUCGGAAAUCACAAGCUAUGGAAAAGAAAAUGGUACGCUCAAGAGAGCAUUCGUACCAUGAAUUUGAUUCCUAUAAAGCACAAACGAGUCCUUUUAGAACUUCUCUACCUAUGCAAUCAGAUGAAGCCCCGAAACUACCUCAGAAUCUCACCAAAUCAAACAAUAUUCCAAAGGAGCAAUUACCGCACAGAGAUCGCAGUCCGAGUGAAGCAACUCAAACUUCAACAAAUCAAAAUCAAUCCUCUGCACCUCAAUCACCUAAAAAGACAGACACUCCAAAAGCUGUUGUUUCCAAAUCAAAGAUGUUAUCACCACCGAUUUCCAGGGCUUCCAGCGCUAAAUCCUCAGACAGCAGCAAUUUAGAUGUGAUAAUCCGACCAAUGAGCAGUCUGAAUACACCUAGUAUAAAGUCCUUUACUCAGUCACCGGAUCAAGUUGUUAUGGAAGGCUAUGAAGAUUGCGAUUUGGAGGCUGCGCUAGCCAGACUGGAAAUCUUGAGAGGAUCAACGGCCACAUUGCACUCCCUAAGAUCCUGCAGUCCUGGCAGGCACACCUAUACAGCCUCCUUACUAAGUUCUCGACGUACCUCUCCUUGGGUUAUGAGAAAGAAUUACGGAGGCACUCUUGGCCAUAAAAUAAAGCCAAAAGAAUUGGUGGAGUCUCUGGAAACUCCACAGGCCACUCAUAAAACCCUCGAACGCUGCGAUAUUUGCUACAAUGAGUUUCUUAUAAACUAGCUUAUUCCAUGACCGAGGAUAAUAGCAAAUGUUGAGCUUGUAAUUCUUUUGAAAUUCUUAUAUAUUUAUUAAAAUAAAUUUAUACACG
Drosophila melanogaster (fruit fly) is the source of this 2586-nucleotide messenger RNA. RefSeq lists its product as uncharacterized. The record is from RefSeq and is marked reviewed. The transcript has 3 exons. Lineage: Eukaryota; Metazoa; Arthropoda; Insecta; Diptera; Drosophilidae. The coding region runs from base 216 to 2498 and encodes 760 amino acids.